UGGCUGUGGACUGCUUGAUAACCACUUCCGCUUUUUUUCCUCGCAGGUCAAUAUUUGCGUUUACCUAGAAAGACAGUAAAGACAUUGUAGAAAGGUUUUUGUUGGUUAAAACUCACGUUUAGGAGAUCGACAGGUUGAGAUAUUUAUGGAGCAUAAUAAUGGAGAUACUUCUAGCUGGUCGAUGCAGCGACGAAUGGAAGGUUUGGUCAACAAACACAUGGCAGACAUAGCACUAGAAACACUCCAACAGAGACUAUCAGCUGUGUCCGACGAAAUGAACCAUCUUGCGGAACAUGUCUCGAGACGCUCGGAGGAUGUUCCCAAGUAUGAUAUUCCAAGACGCACAGAUGUAAACUUUGACGUUGAGUCACUGAGUGCAACAUUUAGCACGGGUGGUGUUGGGGAAAAGUUGGCGAUCCCAGGCACCUCAUCAUCAGCAGAGACGGCUGCCCAGCGUAAAAUCAUCUCCCUGCUGGUGGAGAUUAAGGAGGAGCAGCAGAGACAGUGGGGCGUUUUGAGGCAGAUGCAGGCCAGGGUUCAGGGCCAGAGCUUUCCGGUGGUAGAGGAAGAGGUGGAGGCUCUAGACAUUGACAUCCCACUGAGGACCAUGGAGCAGCUAGAUGACACAGAGAGGCACCUGGAGGAUGCAGGAGCACAGAAGAGAAUGGUGUCUCACCUGUCACGAAUGGGUGGGGCCACGUUUGAUGAUGCGGUGCGAAGGCUCAUGCAGGCAGUGCUAUCUUUUGCUGUGGGCUCUGAGCUCAACUGGGUGGGCCGAGGCCAGAAAAGGAGCUUCAGAAACACCCGCCUCCAAGGGGUUCUCUUUUGUGCUCUGAAAAGAACCCCAGUGGGCAAAGAGGCCACACAUCACCAGUUUGCAGACGUGGUGAAGAAGUGGCUGCGGUUCGCCCCGUUCAGACAGGGAGGGAGUGGUCGACGGCAUUAUAAACCACCUGGUGACUUCCUGUGUCCAAAGGAAUGUGUAGGUCUGCCUACACAUCAGCCUACACAUCCACAGUAACUCACAAUCAGCUUACUAAAUAUAUUAUAUUGUUUAACAUUUUAGUAUUAUUUCCUAAGUUUGUUACAUUGCAAAAAAUAAAUGCUAUUUGAAUGUGAA
Salmo salar (Atlantic salmon) is the source of this 1120-nucleotide messenger RNA. RefSeq lists its product as uncharacterized. Lineage: Eukaryota; Metazoa; Chordata; Actinopteri; Salmoniformes; Salmonidae. The record is from RefSeq and is a predicted model, not a curated record.